UUUGAUUUGUCAUAUAGUUGGUCGGUUUGCUGUGUCUAUACUUCCAUACUUGCUGCUUUCAUCUUCGAAAAAAGAAACUUUUUAUUUGGUGGUACAACGGGGGCGUUUUCCUCGUUCUGGAAUCGCACUUCUGUGCGAUGGGGUGUUUCGGAAACAACAUUACCGAUGAAGAGCAAGAAACGAAUCGGAGACAGAGAAAUACGAACAAAAAGAUCGAGAAGCAACUAAGGGAUGAUAAAAUUGCAUACCGCGCGACCCAUCGCCUUCUUCUACUGGGGGCUGGAGAAUCUGGAAAGAGCACGAUCGUCAAACAGAUGAGGAUCUUACACGACGUACAUGGCUUUACGGAGCAGGAAAAGAGGCAAAAAAUAGAAGAUAUAAAGAAGAAUAUUAGAGAUGCAAUAUUGACCAUAACAGGGGCUAUGCCGACGCUAACUCCGCCGGUGAAGUUAGCCAACCCUAAUAACCAGUUUAGAAUCGACUACUUGCACGAAGUGGCCACGACGCCAGACUUCGACUAUCCCCCGGAGUUCUAUGAACACACAAAAAUCUUAUGGCAAGACGCGGGUGUGCUCGAAUGCUUUGAACGAUCCAACGAGUACCAACUUAUCGACUGUGCGCAAUAGUGAGUAUAUUUAUUAUAACAUCUUUGGGGCUUUUUUACAUGGUCAAGACGUUGAAAUACUCCAUUAUUGUGUCUUCUCGAUGAUAUAUGCGCUUCACAAGCGUGUUUUCUCGCUUCUUUUGGUAGAAAAUACGCUUGCUGAGGUGUUUUUACAGCCUUAGUCGAGCGUUCAACGUAGCCAUGGGGUUUUGGAAGAUGGCAGUAUGUUUACAAACUAUAGCCCCGACAAAAUGGCUGGAAAAGAAUUAUUAUUCGUGGUCAUAGCGCUUCUUUGAUGUUAUUUUCUGCUACUGAUGAAUAUUCCCCUUCAAUUCCGUGUGAGCAUCUUCGCUAAGGAUUAUUUAUUUUCUAGUGGUUUUCAGAAGCGAUAAAAUCGUGAUUUUACGUUCGAAAACCUCUGUCACGCUGUUGUGAGAACCGUUGUAAGUAUGAAGCCAUAUACGAACGAAGACUGUUUCCUUACUUAAGCUUGUGUUUUGUGUCCGGUACGGUUCGAUAUCGCAUGGUUUUUAUCCGUAAUGGUUUUUGUGGCAUUAAAACAGUUGGUAAACGGUUUCGUAGCUAUUCUUGGUGCUCGGGCUGUCAAAUGAUAAACUACAGGAUAAUAAAGCUGAAUAAAGGGAUUUCUGAUGGGAUGUACUUCUGUACGCGAGGAAACAUAGUGAUUGCUAUGCGAAAUCUAGAUAGAAUGAUACGUACGCUUACAGUUUUGCGAAAUGCACUGCGCUAGCAUUUUAUCCUUGAGUUUGUAACACAUAUUCUGUAGGUUUCUGAUGAAAAAACGCCGGUUUCUCCGACGUGAAACCGUGAACCAUUUCCCAGCCAACUUUAUUUUGUUUUGAAUUGGUUUCCAUGCAAAAGCUAAGACAGCUCAACGGUAUAUAGAGGCGAAUUUUAAUGCUCUAGAUUCUGUUAUUGAUGUAAGAACCUAUACUAUUGCUGACCCGUGGGCUAUUCAGCCUAGAAGUAUGUCGGUGCUGAGCUAGCAAAUGAUCUUCGAACCGAAAUAUUUUUAUGUUGAUUUCUUCAAUGGCUUCGGUAUAUAGCAUUUCGAGCGGAUCUUUGCAUGCUGUGUCUAUGAUAAUUGUAAAGAUGGCGUGUUGAAACCGUGAAAAUACUCUUACAUUGUAAAAAAUGUGAUAUUUAAAAAUACAAGUUGAAGUGACCAGACAGGAAAAGAAGAAUUUUUAACGAAAACGGAUCACUGCCUUUAGGUAGGGUCACUCACGAAUCCUAUUUUUAGAUGAAACACACAAAGUUAGGCAUAUUUUAGUGGAUUUGCGUGGAAUGAGCUCUGGCUUCCUAGCUGUAUUUUUUGUUGCUAAGAAUAUGCAAGAAGCGUAUUCUUGUUUUGCUGAAUUCAAAGCAGUCACUCAUUUGCAAGAGAAGAACAUUGUAAGCCUUGUCAACUUACUUGCAUGUAGACAUCUGCAUGUUUCAAGUUUUAGCAUCAUCCAGUUUUGUUCUUUUUGUUUAGAACUAUAAUUCUUUUGUGUUCAAUGCUUCCCCCUUCCAUAAACAGAAAAGUCUAGGUUUGAACAUACCCAGUAUAUUUUUAGUGAUAUUUUGUGCAAUGAUAGAGAUAGAAUGCAAAUGUACUAAACACUAUUCUUGUCUGUGUGAUAAAGUUUUAUGCAGCAUUUUCUGUAAUGGUUGUUGCAAACUUUUGGUCGAAAUCAUGAAUAUUACUAAAAUUUCCAUUGCUGUAACAUUAAGGUAGCUCAAACUUUUUUUGUUAGAUAAUUUUUCAUAAAAUUGAAAGUGCCAAGGGUUAUUUUAGAGUUGACAUGAAGAUAUUUUGUUUUAUUUUUGGCAGUUUGCAUGGUUGUUGCUUUUUUUUUUUCUUGUUAAAAAUAACUCCUUCCUGAUGAGGUUUCUCGGCAAUAUUUAUUGAUCAACAUAUUGUUUAUACUUUGGAUAGCAGUAUAUUUAUUUACUUUUGUUUGUUUAUUCAUUUGUUUGCUCUUUAUCUGCUAAACUUUGCCAAGGAAACUGCUUUGUGAUUGUAGUUGUAAAUUUGUAUAUUCACUAGAUAAAACCUGGAGUUCUCCUAAGUAAAACUGUUACUGCUUUAAAAAGUAUAUUCAUUGUGCCUUGUUGAUUUUGAUCUUGGUCUAGUUUUAGGUGCAAAGUUUAAUAUUUGUACUAAAAAGUAGUGAAUUUAUCUUUCUUUAGUUUUCAAUUCAUGAAUGCACUUUAAGUGAAAAUCUCUCUAGAUCACAAGUAGAUAGUAGUUUCUCCUGUACAUUUGUUGCCUUUUGCAACUCUUGUAUUUCGCUUUUGGUGGCUCUGCAUCGUUCUGCCUUACUGUUUGAGGGGUAAGGAAAUUCAAAUUUAUUUGCAAAGUCUGUUGCCAAGUCAUUUAUCUGGUCAAAAAUUGCUUGAGUAUCAUCAUUUGUCUUAGUGUAGUUUAGGGUACUGUCUGUUUUGUAAUGUUAUAUUUGCAAGAAAUUUCAGCUUUGGUUUGGGUGUUAUACUAUAUCUGUUCAAUCAAUGCCGAUUUUGUGAAUUUUGAUCAGCGCUCAUACCAUGUUUACUCAAGUGUAGUCUAAUCUUGUAAGACAUUGUAAGUAAUUGAGACCUGGUGAUUACUAAACAGUCGAGUAUGUUCAAAAAUUUUAACAGUUAUCUUUUCUUUUUUGACUAGUGAAUGCAAAGACAUGAUCAGUUUGUUGCAGAAAAAAUUCACUAACUCUGAAAGUCAGUUUAAGGGUCAUAAAUAUUUAUGGUAAUUCUGCUGACUGGUACAUUCCGUGCAUUAUAGAUGUUAAGUGGUAGUAGCCAGGCGAUGUUUGCGUGACCAUUGUCAACUUCGUGGCUGCCUCUUCGUGGCUGCCUCUUCGUGGC
This is a messenger RNA of Orbicella faveolata, 3472 nucleotides long. Its product is annotated as guanine nucleotide-binding protein G(s) subunit alpha-like. NCBI's taxonomy places the organism in Eukaryota, Metazoa, Cnidaria, Anthozoa, Scleractinia, Merulinidae. Gene Ontology annotation, biological process: adenylate cyclase-activating dopamine receptor signaling pathway. Gene Ontology annotation, molecular function: G protein-coupled receptor binding; GTP binding; GTPase activity. Gene Ontology annotation, cellular component: cytoplasm; heterotrimeric G-protein complex. The record is from RefSeq and is a predicted model, not a curated record.